Messenger RNA from Notothenia coriiceps (black rockcod), 1381 nucleotides. RefSeq names its product eva-1 homolog Bb (C. elegans) (gene eva1bb). The record is from RefSeq and is a predicted model, not a curated record. Bases 561 to 1058 code for a protein of 165 amino acids. The transcript is spliced from 3 exons. NCBI's taxonomy places the organism in Eukaryota, Metazoa, Chordata, Actinopteri, Perciformes, Nototheniidae.
ACUGUGGUGCGUUCGUGGCCAGCAGAGGAAAGAUCACCUCCCUCUGGUCAGUAGUGUGGCUCAAAUCUGCACAGAGGCAGAACAACUCCAGUAAAAAGGUUUUUUUCUAUACAAGUGAGGACUCUAUAGAGUGGUUUAUCUGCUUUUGGUGUAUUUUAUUUUACAGACAGAUGCCAUUGGCACAUACUUGUGUUUCACUUAUCUCUCAGGAAGAGGAAACACCUCCUUCUCAACACAUGUGAGGAGUGUUUCUGGCUGGUCCUCCUCCAAAGGAUGGCAGGGAGUGGAUCAUAGUGGAGAGCUGCUCCCUGUGAAGCAGCUACAUCAGCUUCUGUCACAAACACUGAGUGACCAACAUCCUCUCACUGCUCCAUCCAAAUGAUGGGAUUGUAUCUACGUGUUGGCUGACAGACCAGGUCAACAUUGGAUCUAAGUUCUUUCUUUUCCCAUUGGAAUCUUGUGUUCAAGUCAAGCAGACAGCUUCCAUCCAGGACCGAGGUGUUGGAGUUCAGUGUGUAAUAGGAAGUCCUGAUGAAGAUUUGAAGACUCUGUGAAGCAGGAUGGAGCCCAUUAAGAGAGACAUGGAGCUGCUCAGCAACAGCAUGGCCACCUACGCUCACAUCAAAGCCAAUCCGGAGAGCUUCGCCCUGUACUUCAUGAUGGGCGUGUGUCUGGGCCUCCUCAUGGCGCUGUGCCUCCUGGUGUCCGCCAUCGCCUGCAGGACCCGCCGCCACCGCAGGGCUCCCCCCUCCCCAGAGAGGAGGAAGCUGAAGGACUCCAGCGCGCAGGAAGAUGAGGACGAGGAGGAUGAGGAGGGGGGCGUUGAUGAGGAAGAUGAGGAGGCGACGCAGAUCCCUAAAGUGACCCUGGGGCCCCUGGGUGACAGCAGCUCUAACGGGACUCUGAGGAGCGUCAAUGUGUUUGCGUCCGCCGAGGAGCUGGAGAAGGCGCGCCGUCUGGAGGAGAGGGAGCGAAUCGUCAGGGAGAUCUGGAGGAACGGACAGCCAGACAUCCUGGUCACGGGGACGGGGACCAUCGGACGGGUGCACUACCACUAACACACACUUUGACUGUGAUAUGCUCCCUGACUGCAGAAGGCAGAAGAGACUUUUGGAUCUGUGUGGCGGGCCAUGUUCAAAAUGAAAACAAGAGACUGUGUAAAAUGGUAGGGGUGGUGAACCUUAUAUUUGCCCUCCGCAGGGUCAUUAUUGGUGGAACACUCCUAUUCAUUGACAACAAAUUGAUAUCUUGUCACAAGAGUCAAUAUUUUUAACUGAACUUCUAAUGUGAACCACAAAUGUAAAUAUUGACAAAACGUACUAAGAUACAGAGACAGGACUGUUGUAUUCUGCUUAAGUGAAACAAUUUCAAGUUACAUUAC